AUGCCACCAUCAGUCCAGAAGUUUCUAGACGAUCUAAACCAACAUCCCGUGACCGUGCCCUUCGUCGACGUUCCGAAUGACAUGCCUUAUUGGGGCUUCACUAUCUACCGGACAUACUACGGCCCUGGAUCGGAUCAGCGGUGGAGCGAAUUGCUCCAGCGAAUGACUACUGAAACUAAGCUCGACCUCGAGAGCCAAGACGGGGCUGAAGACGACACGACUAGCACUGCAAAGGCUUGGUCUCUAUUCAAACUCGACGCUCGAUCAGACUCUACAGUGUUAGAUGGCUUGACGCUGGAGCAGGUUCGACAGCUGUACGUGGAGGGAGUUGGAGGCCGGCCGAUGAACGCAGCCGACAACCCGUUUCGAGUCUUCUUCUUGGCUGACGCUGAGGCGCUAGUGGGCUCCGAUUUUGAUAGUGCUCUGAUCAAGGUCGUGGCAGCAGAGUACGAUGCCGCUGCUUGUGUACCUGUGAACUGGAAAUUUGGUCCGCAGCGUUAUUUUGGAUGGAUGAGGAUGCCAGUGCGGUGUGUACUGGCUCUAUGGUUCACGCUAGAGCACAAAUUUCUUCAAGAAAUUGUCGAUUCCACUGCCGGUGGCCCGGGCGCAUUAUGGGACCGCCCGCUGUGA
Molecule: messenger RNA, 630 nt
Organism: Alternaria hordeiaustralica
Lineage: Eukaryota; Fungi; Ascomycota; Dothideomycetes; Pleosporales; Pleosporaceae
Exons: 1
Coding region: 1-630 (209 amino acids)
Source: RefSeq, a predicted model, not a curated record